Molecule: messenger RNA, 13079 nt
Organism: Homo sapiens (human)
Lineage: Eukaryota; Metazoa; Chordata; Mammalia; Primates; Hominidae
Gene: KCNN3
Product: potassium calcium-activated channel subfamily N member 3
Exons: 9
Coding region: 318-2558 (746 amino acids)
Biological process (GO): potassium ion transport
Cellular component (GO): plasma membrane; membrane; Z disc
Molecular function (GO): inward rectifier potassium channel activity; small conductance calcium-activated potassium channel activity; calcium-activated potassium channel activity
Source: RefSeq, marked reviewed
AUUGAGCCAGCGAGGAGUGAAGCUGAGCCUGGCCUCACACGCUCCUAGAGGACCACCUCCUGAGAGAGUUCUUUCACCCCCUCUUCUUUCUCCAAGCUCCCCUCCUGCUCUCCCUCCCUGCCCAAUACAAUGCAUUCUUGAGUGGCAGCGUCUGGACUCCAGGCAGCCCCAGAGAACCGAAGCAAGCCAAAGAGAGGACUGGAGCCAAGAUACUGGUGGGGGAGAUUGGAUGCCUGGCUUUCUUUGAGGACAUCUUUGGAGCGAGGGUGGCUUUGGGGUGGGGGCUUGUGCUGCAGGGAAUACAGCCAGGCCCCAAGAUGGACACUUCUGGGCACUUCCAUGACUCGGGGGUGGGGGACUUGGAUGAAGACCCCAAGUGCCCCUGUCCAUCCUCUGGGGAUGAGCAGCAGCAGCAGCAGCAGCAGCAACAGCAGCAGCAGCCACCACCGCCAGCGCCACCAGCAGCCCCCCAGCAGCCCCUGGGACCCUCGCUGCAGCCUCAGCCUCCGCAGCUUCAGCAGCAGCAGCAGCAGCAGCAGCAGCAGCAGCAGCAGCAGCCACCGCAUCCCCUGUCUCAGCUCGCCCAACUCCAGAGCCAGCCCGUCCACCCUGGCCUGCUGCACUCCUCUCCCACCGCUUUCAGGGCCCCCCCUUCGUCCAACUCCACCGCCAUCCUCCACCCUUCCUCCAGGCAAGGCAGCCAGCUCAAUCUCAAUGACCACUUGCUUGGCCACUCUCCAAGUUCCACAGCUACAAGUGGGCCUGGCGGAGGCAGCCGGCACCGACAGGCCAGCCCCCUGGUGCACCGGCGGGACAGCAACCCCUUCACGGAGAUCGCCAUGAGCUCCUGCAAGUAUAGCGGUGGGGUCAUGAAGCCCCUCAGCCGCCUCAGCGCCUCCCGGAGGAACCUCAUCGAGGCCGAGACUGAGGGCCAACCCCUCCAGCUUUUCAGCCCUAGCAACCCCCCGGAGAUCGUCAUCUCCUCCCGGGAGGACAACCAUGCCCACCAGACCCUGCUCCAUCACCCUAAUGCCACCCACAACCACCAGCAUGCCGGCACCACCGCCAGCAGCACCACCUUCCCCAAAGCCAACAAGCGGAAAAACCAAAACAUUGGCUAUAAGCUGGGACACAGGAGGGCCCUGUUUGAAAAGAGAAAGCGACUGAGUGACUAUGCUCUGAUUUUUGGGAUGUUUGGAAUUGUUGUUAUGGUGAUAGAGACCGAGCUCUCUUGGGGUUUGUACUCAAAGGACUCCAUGUUUUCGUUGGCCCUGAAAUGCCUUAUCAGUCUGUCCACCAUCAUCCUUUUGGGCUUGAUCAUCGCCUACCACACACGUGAAGUCCAGCUCUUCGUGAUCGACAAUGGCGCGGAUGACUGGCGGAUAGCCAUGACCUACGAGCGCAUCCUGUACAUCAGCCUGGAGAUGCUGGUGUGCGCCAUCCACCCCAUUCCUGGCGAGUACAAGUUCUUCUGGACGGCACGCCUGGCCUUCUCCUACACACCCUCCCGGGCGGAGGCCGAUGUGGACAUCAUCCUGUCUAUCCCCAUGUUCCUGCGCCUGUACCUGAUCGCCCGAGUCAUGCUGCUGCACAGCAAGCUCUUCACCGAUGCCUCGUCCCGCAGCAUCGGGGCCCUCAACAAGAUCAACUUCAACACCCGCUUUGUCAUGAAGACGCUCAUGACCAUCUGCCCUGGCACUGUGCUGCUCGUGUUCAGCAUCUCUCUGUGGAUCAUUGCUGCCUGGACCGUCCGUGUCUGUGAAAGUCCUGAAUCACCAGCCCAGCCUUCUGGCUCAUCACUUCCUGCUUGGUACCAUGACCAGCAGGACGUAACUAGUAACUUUCUGGGUGCCAUGUGGCUCAUCUCCAUCACAUUCCUUUCCAUUGGUUAUGGGGACAUGGUGCCCCACACAUACUGUGGGAAAGGUGUCUGUCUCCUCACUGGCAUCAUGGGUGCAGGCUGCACUGCCCUUGUGGUGGCCGUGGUGGCCCGAAAGCUGGAACUCACCAAAGCGGAGAAGCACGUUCAUAACUUCAUGAUGGACACUCAGCUCACCAAGCGGAUCAAGAAUGCUGCAGCCAAUGUCCUUCGGGAAACAUGGUUAAUCUAUAAACACACAAAGCUGCUAAAGAAGAUUGACCAUGCCAAAGUGAGGAAACACCAGAGGAAGUUCCUCCAAGCUAUCCACCAGUUGAGGAGCGUCAAGAUGGAACAGAGGAAGCUGAGUGACCAAGCCAACACUCUGGUGGACCUUUCCAAGAUGCAGAAUGUCAUGUAUGACUUAAUCACAGAACUCAAUGACCGGAGCGAAGACCUGGAGAAGCAGAUUGGCAGCCUGGAGUCGAAGCUGGAGCAUCUCACCGCCAGCUUCAACUCCCUGCCGCUGCUCAUCGCCGACACCCUGCGCCAGCAGCAGCAGCAGCUCCUGUCUGCCAUCAUCGAGGCCCGGGGUGUCAGCGUGGCAGUGGGCACCACCCACACCCCAAUCUCCGAUAGCCCCAUUGGGGUCAGCUCCACCUCCUUCCCGACCCCGUACACAAGUUCAAGCAGUUGCUAAAUAAAUCUCCCCACUCCAGAAGCAUUACCCAUAGGUCUUAAGAUGCAAAUCAACUCUCUCCUGGUCGCUUUGCCAUCAAGAAACAUUCAGACCAGGGAACGGAAAGAAGAGAGACCGAGCUAAUUAACUAACUCAUGUUCAUUCAGCGUGCUUGGUCCGACAUGCCUUGAAACCAGAAAUCUAAUCUCUGUUUAGGUGCCUCUACUUGGGAGCGGGAAGAGGAGAUGACAGGAAGCGACGCCUCUGGCAGGGCCCUUGCUGCAGAGUUGGUGGAGAACAGAAAUCCACGCUCAAUCUCAGGUCUUCACGCGGGGGGUGGGGGUCAGAUGCACUGAAGUAGCCAACAGCGAAGCCAGUCCAGAAGAGGGGUCCGCUGGGAGGGAGGGUUGUGUCAGGCUUGGGGGAUGGGCUCUUCGCCAUGGGGGUCUUUGAACACACCUCUCUCCUUUCCUUUUGUCUACGGAAGCCUCUGGGUGACAAAAGUAAAAGAGAGCUGCCCACAACUUGCCAAAACAGAUAUACUCGAAUCAGACUGAAAAAAAAAAAAAAAGACACAGACAAAUAAAAAGCCAGAUUUUCCACUCGAUAUUAAUACCCACAUAAACCUGUGUGUUUGCAAACGUGUACAUGUACACACAUACACAUCCCACGUUCGCUUCAGGUCCUUUCUUAUUUGAGCUUAAUCCAAAUAAAAAGGGACUUGACACCUUACCCUGCAUACAAUAGGCACCCCUUACAUGUGUUUUGAGUUGGUCUGAAUCUGAACAUGGGGUGCUUUCAGUUCAGGUAGUUAGCUAGUUCUGGCCACAUUCUGAGUUUCACUGAAGAUGUGGAUCCCUUCAGACAUAAUGCACAUUGCUUUGUCCUGGAUAUGCACCUUGCUUGAUUUGAAAUGGAUGCCAAGCCAAAAUUGUUGGCAUUCAGGAGGGAUAAGCAGGCUUCUAAAAAUAACAGCAUCUGCAGAGUUUUCUUCUUCCAUCCAAACAAGUUGUGUUUCGAUGGUCCACAUGACCAGGUGUAUGUCUGUAAGUGUGGAGGGAGAGGACAAGAAAUUGUGCAUGUGUGUGCAGACAUGCACAAACAGGAGCAAUCCAAUAACACCUUAGUGAAUAGAAAUAUGGUUGGGGAUUUGCUGAGCUGUAUUUAUCCAGCAACAGGUUUCCAGCCCCAGAUGUUAGUAGUGCAAAAGGGCCAAGUGCCUCAAUUGUGAGCCUCUGAGCUAGGAGGAGAAGUGAUGAAGAGUGGCCUAUGUGGUCCCUUCUACCUGACCUUAAGUCAUCUCAAAAUGAAAUAUUGUGAGAAUGAAGGGAACCCUUAGGGAACCUUGUGGGUAAGGUAAGUGGACAUGGAUUUGUCAGUAGCCUGUUCCUACUGUGCCAUGUUAAUCUUGGUGCGAAAAACUAUUCCAAUACAUCUCAAACUCCAAGAGACUUCAGAAACAUCAAGAUUUAGUGUAAUGAGCGGCGCAGAAAAAUGUUUUCAUUGCUCCAUAAUCUGACCACACGUAACAUUUGUGACGUGAAAACCAUGACUUUCUCAUUCUGAGGUCUUUGGUUUCUGCCUGUGGGAAAUUGAAUGGCACUGUAUGGACUAUUUCAUCUGUUGAUGGUAAAACAAAAGGGUGAUUUUUUUGCUUGUGGUUGUCAUCUUGGGUUUACCUUUGUAAGAAGACAUCAUCACCAUUCUGAAGGCAGUGGCUUGGCAUGGAGAUUUUUAUUCUGUAGCACUGGGCCUGUUCUUCUAAGGACAGCACAAGGUAGACAAUUGUAGAGCCAAGGCCACUUUUUCAGGAAGAUCUAGUCUCUUGCUAACCCUCUUCUUUCUCUCUUGCUAUUGCUGCUGCUCUUUUGAUGGUUUAUAGUCUUAAUGGCCUGCCUUGAUAAUUCCUUUGAACACUUUCAUUAGUUGUUUUGCAUACCAGAGAUGCCGCACCUGCUGUUGGCUUAUUUUUUUACUUGUUCUAUUAACUGUUGAUUAUCUGAAUGUUUCCCCUCCUCCUUGUUUCAUGUCCCAAGAAUGGUGCUCCUGUUUUCAGUGACAGUUCAGCUGAACAUAUAAGCAGAUGUGUAAACAGAUGAAGUAACCAUGCAGUUUCCUUGUGGCAUUAGUUCCAUUUCACAAAGUGAAGACCACUGGUGGGCUGAUCUGAGUGUGCCAAUCCUGAUCAUUUAAACCUACAGCCUUCAACUGGUGAUUCCUACCCACCGUUUUCAUUCUGCUAUAACCCUGUGAUAUGUGUGCGUGUGGGUGUGAGUGUGGGUGUGUGCACAUAUAGAGAUUUAGUCUUAAUUUCAACCAAAUGACAUGCAAGAUUCCACUGCCACUCUUCCUGGCCAAAAGUGUGCACAGACUGUGAUUUAUUCAUUGUGGUCUGUGACUUUAACCCAUCAUUGAUGCUCUCACUUAGGUAAACCCUAAAGACCAAACUAGCAACACUAGUCAAGGGAGUGACUGGAGUUAUUUCUGGUAGCAGUAGCCACUGGCAUCCUAGAAACACAUGGACAUUUGUAGCAUGAAUUGACCUAUUGGUAGUGCAAUAGCUAUACAUGAUUUUUAUUCUUGGCAAAAGAAAAUGCUUCAAAAAAAAAGUGAUCAAACCUGCACAUUGAUCCUGUAAUAGCAAAUGGAAGGCUAUUUCUCUGUACUAGCAUUUCAGCUUUAUGUGGGAAAGUUACCCGUUCUCCUGCAAGUACAAUCAACCCUUGAUGACUUAAGUAUUAAUUAUUCUGGGUGUAGCUCACCCAAGUUUUCUUCCUACAUCUUUUGGCUAAUUCCACCACACCUCAGCAUCACAGUCAGAUGGGAAAAGGGGCAGGUGGAUUCUCAUGUCAUGCCUUCUUGUACCUUAUUUUCAAGUUUUGUGGUGGAGGAGGUUUAAUUAUCUGCUCAAGAAUCUGGUAUAUAUAGCCAGGUGCGGUGGCUCAUGCCUGUAAUCCCAGGACUUUGGGCAAGGCGAGAGGAUCACCUGAGGUCAGGAGUUCAAGACCAGCCUGGCCAACAUGGCAAAACCCCAUCUCUACUAAAAAUACAAAAAUUAGCUGGGUUUGGUGGUGGACACCUGUAGUCCCAGCUACUUGGGAGGCUGCGGCAGGAGAAUCACUUGAACCCCGGAAGUGGAGGUUGCAGUGAGCCAAGAUCGUGCCAUUGCACUCCAGCUUGGGUGACCGAGCAAGACUCCGUCUCAAAAAAAAAAAAAAAAUCGGCUAUAUGUAAAAACUAUUAAUUAUGUAACCUCACUCCAAUACUGUACUGAUCAAGAUCUGCCCACUCCUAGAGGACUGACCCAAUGGCAGAUCCCCUACUAUAAUCUUUCUGACAACUCAGUGACAGGUAAAAUCACUCUAAUAUUCCUAAAAUAUCUAGACACUUGAAUUAGAAAUACAGAACCACCCCCACCCCUGCCAUUGCUUAAGCCAUAUUAAAGCUUCAUGUACUGUAAAGUCAGGGAUGUACUGUGAUACUUUAAGACCACUAAUCUCAGUGGAAUUUCAGGACAUAGCAUUAGUUGGUAAAUUACACCAGACUAGGGGCUCACUCCUCCUUAGAUUGAAGUCCAAAUAAAAGUCUUCACCUUUGGAUCAAAGGCCACAUAUAUAUGAUCAUCAUCAAUAAAUUGUCAUAAAGUGUCUAUGAACUGCUCUUGCCAUCUUCCUAAUACGUAACUUCAUGACAUCAUGUCUCUAGAAGUGCUUAAUACAAUCCAAAAGAACAAGGGGGGAAGGCCCCAAGUCACCACUGACCGACCUCAGCAGGGGCCAGUGGUAGAACAACAAUCUUGUGAAUUAGGAGACAUAGAAAAUGUACGCAAAAGUAAAUUCCAAGCGCUGAGCAUGUACAAGCUAUUUUUAUUAUUAAAAGCCAAGAAGGAAGAGCAUUGAAGAAGUAAUGAUUUUAAUAUAGUGGGGGAUUUCCCCCUUAAAUUUUUAUAAUUUCCUUGUGAAUAAACAAUCAUGGAAAAGAAGAAACCUAGUCAUACAAAAUCAGAAUAAAUAAAAAUCUUAAGACUGGAUCCACAUCUUUGGCCAAUUCAUAUAAGCACCUAAUACAUCAAUUUCUCUGUACUUAAAAUGAAGAGAAUAAUUAAUAUUCUUAAGUACAAUGUUUUCAAUAGAGAACAAAUGAAAUCACCUUUGUCAUCAACAGCAGCCCAGACUGACUGUAUCUAGAUCACACCUUGAUGUUACGUUUGAAUGCAGUCAGUAGUUACCAAAAAGUAAUUAGUGCACAUUAAAUAGUGGUAAAAUCAGCAGGGAGAAAUAUGGGAUUAGCACGUAGUUCCAGAACCUUCCUCCUCCUCCAGAGUGCAACUCAACAAACAGUACACUCCAAAUUAAGAAUCAAUGUUUCAUCCCAGGACAAACGGUGUUGCUCCCAUCACAGUACCACAACUGAGAUACUGUGAAGUCAUUGCACUACCAGUAGGUUACUACUCUUUUGAAGUUACUGUUUUUAAAUCCUAAAAUAUGUCCCCAGUUUUCUACAUUCAUUCUUCUUCCCCUAAGAGUUGCUAGAAGCAGAUGAAGGAUCCCUAUUGACUCUGCAGGGUUUGAUUUCAGUACCUUAGACAGCUAUCUGGUGACUUCCCAGUAGGCACGAACAACCCCUUCUCUCCCCUUGCAGUCGGUGGGCUUGAUGACGCCCCAGACAGUAUCCUUUCCUUCUCUACUGCCGCCAAAAUAAACAUUAGGGAAAUGGGAUCAUUAACACCACUGAGAAAGGAGUUUACAGGGAUCGCAAUAGUAACUGUCUGCUUGUGGUAGUAGAAAGCUUGUGCCAGGCUGCAUGAAUAGAAAUUAAUGUUAAACUCCUGUUAGACGAGUAAUAUGUAGAUUUUUAUUGAAACAGACCACAGCUUAUUAAAAAGUACUCAGUGCAAUGGUAUAUACAUAUAUACAGAUAGAAAAAAAUAUAACUGUGAUCUUUUUGUCUUACGCCAUUACUGGAAACACCCAAACGUGAACUGGAGUUCCCUCUGAACAAAACCAUUGUCAAAUCUUCAACAUAUGACCUCCAAAUCUAGGUGCCAAGUGCCCUGUGACAGUUGUUUACACACCUGAAAAAUGUAUCCUGGAAGCUGUAAUCUUGGGCCUGGGCUAUGUGUUGAAACAAGCAAAAGAGACACAUCGUGACCAACCAAGCUGGUGGAGGAAAAGCACAAAAUUCAACUCCAACCUGCAGUUAGGAUCCCAAAGAGAUGUUGACAUUUAUAGCCAAAAAGAAAAAGUACAUAUAUAUAUAUAUAUAUAUAUAUAUAUAUAUAUAUAUAUAUAUAUAUCUGAAUCAGAUCGAAGCAGCCAACGUCCAGCUUCACUCAAGAAGGACAAGGAAUAAACAACAUUCUCUAGCUGUGUCAUGUUGUCUCAGUUUUUGAAUCUCAACCAGGACUGAUCCACCUUCAUCAGAUACGUUUUUUAAUGGCGCAACAACUCAAUUUUGGUCCCAGACUCUCCAUUCUGCACUGGCCACGAGAACAACAAGAGAAUGACAGGAUGUUAAUGGAGGAAACAUUUUCAUGGCAAGCUCAGAAACUGAAGUGUUUAUAUUCAGAAUCAGAUGAGCUUUAAUAUGAAUUUGCAUCUUGCCUCUGUACUGCUUGCUAUUUUUUAAUGAUAGGAGAAAGCAUAACAGUUUAUUUUAAAUAUGAAAUAUAUUGAUAUAUUAUAAAAUAUAUUGUAACUUUCAAUUAACAUUUUGUAUCAAACUAGUGUUUAGCAGGUCCACUGUCAGCCUGCUCUCCCAAUGACUGUUUCUGAGUACACAUCACUGUUAGUGAUUGCCGGGCACCCAGAAAAAGGGUCCUCCUACCACAGCCUACUGAACUGCCAUAUUCUAAUUCUCCAAGGCCUGGGUAUUAGAGACAAAAGAACAUUAUUCCAAGAGUAGAGGAAUAAUUCUACCCUAAAUUCUAUCAAGCCAUUUCAGAAGAGAUUUUAAAAGCCAUCACUCCUUUAGUAGCUCUGCAAAGCCAGUUUAAUAAAAGUUCAGGCUCUUUCUAUAUAAAUUCAAAGGCCUCAUUACAUAAAUUAUAUAAGUCUCAAACCUAGCCAACCAGUUUUCCUUUGACAAUGUCAGAAUUGGACAUAAGAAAGAGUCCUGUUUUCCUGUAACUUAAAAUACUCAAAAUCCUAGGCAUUCUGAGUUUCUCCAUGUACGUGAAACCGGGGUCGGCUUUCCAAACUACACAAGGCCCAACAAGAGUCCAGUGUGCAGAUGUGCUUUUCUAAAUUGGCAAUACCCUUGAGGGAGCAAGGUUCCCACAUGUUUAUCAAGGACAUGGAGCCCAGCUCCUAAGGGAGUGAUGGGAGGAGCCGGCAGGACAUGAACAGCCAGAGCCAGCAAAGAGCCGGGCUGCCUUUUCUGCUAGCUUCCUCUAGCUGGGAGGAAAUAAAGGGUUCCCGUUGAGAUAUUGUCCUUUAUAGCAAAAUUAAGCAACUCAUGGAAUCUACACCCCUCUUUCUCUACAGAGCAGCUGAGACAUACAUGUAGAAGUUCUCAGUUCCCUCCUUCAUAUGGCUAAGGCACUACUUCUAGAUGAAAACAGGAUGUGUUCGGUUACAGAAUAAAGAUUUUCUAGAAUCAGUGAGCCUCUUCUCACCUGGGACCCUCACUUGCUGUUGUUGCUUUGGUGCAAUAUUGUACAGGUGCAAACCAGGUUGCAUCGGGGCAGAUUAACUGAGCCUAUGUGUCUCUUCCCUUCCCAAGCCCUGAAAAUUCACAUAGAUUUACAGAUAGUGCAAAACAACAAGUUUUCUCCUGGGAAAAGGCUGGAAUCCUUCAAAUUUCAAUUUAUAUGAGCUUAAAGGUAUAUAAGUCAUGGGGCUCACUGACAUUAGGUAUUCAUGCUGUUUGAAAGAGAAAUGUCUAAAUGCCCGUUUUCAGUCUGUUUGUGUAGCUGAGCCCUAACUUGUACACAAGUUUUCUUGUUAUGGAGCUAAAUUCUCUCAGUGCCUGUAUUACUCCUCAGUUAUAUGUUAGGCCGAGCUCCACUAAAGCCAUCUGAACUCCAGGGCACUUGUUUUUAUCAGGUUACUUACUCACCGGAUAAUGGAAAUUGGCUUAUUUUCAAUUUUACAAUUGACUGAUGAAUGUAUUGGUGGUAAUUGAUUUAUUUCUUCACUUUUUUUUGCUACUAAAUGAUUUUUUCUUUUUUAAAAUUAUUAUUAUUAUUAUUUUGAGAUGGAGUCUCACUCUGUCGCCCAGGCUGGAGUGCAGUGGCGCCAUCUCAGCUCACUGCAAGCUCUGCCUCCUGGGUUCAUGCAAUUCUCCUGCCUCAGCCUCCCGAGUAGCUGGGAUUACAGGUGCGUGCCACCACGACCAGCUAAUUUUUUUGUAUUUUUAGUAGAGACAGGGUUUCAUCAUGUUAACCAGGAUGGUCUCGAUCUCCUGACCUCGUGAUCCACCUGCCUGGGCCUCCCAAAGUGAGCCACUGUGCCUGGCCCAGUAAGUGCUUUUUUCUUUUGGUUUUUCCUUCUAACACUGCUCAGACCAAGACUUACAUUUAUAAAGAGCAAAUAUAUUCUGACCUUUCCCCUCAAAGUUGUAUUCCAUCUAGAAUCAAGGAAACAAAUGCAAAUUCAUCAUUUGGGGAAAGCAGACCUCUUGACAGUAAUUCAAGUCCAUGGCUAUAUGCUAACCCUUGCUACUCAAAGUGUGGUCCACAGACCAGCAGCGUUAGCAUCAUCUGUAAGCUUGUUAGAAAUGCAGAAUCUCAGGCCCCACAUCAAACCUUCUUCAUCAGAAUUGGCCUUUUAACAAAUCCCCAGGUGACCUGUAUGCACCAGAAAUAUUGAUAAGCACUGGCCUCACCUCACCGUAGUGAUAACUAACCUCGUUAAUAAUUAGAGAAUGAAGCUAUCUCUUCCUUGAGUCUCAUUUACAGAAUUAUUUGAAGAUGUGAAGGUCCUGAAUGAUCAUAAGGAUUAAAAAAAUGCAUCUUUAAAUUCCACUUGAGGUUAUAUAACUUGGAUGGUCUACAUCAAACAUAAUAAAGUCAAUAAGAGAUAGUCUUUUUCCGGUCUUACCUAAAUAGCACUCCAUAUCCUUGAGCCACCUCAAAGCCCCCAUUUUUAAGUUUUAGUCUUUUUUUUUUUAGACCAGACUAGCAAAGCCAUCAGAAUAUCAGGUGGAACCUCAGGGCAGGUCCUCUGGAAGGCUACAGGAGUCUCUGCUUAGCAUAGUACAGAAAUUGUUGUGUUUCUCGAUCCUUGUGUUCUUCCCUUGAGGAACUCAGCAUCUCACCAGUAAGAACUCCCCUCCCCUAGAGGAAAAUAGCAAGAGAAGUUAGUUUAACCAUCUAGAAACAUUGCUAAUCUCCUUGAAAGCCAAUUCUCUUACUCAUUGCACCAACAAGAAACACUCCAAGGUGGGCAAGGAAAGACGUGAAUUCUGAUAUUGGCGCCAUAACUCGAUAUGUACCCAGAAACAGUUAUGUUCUAAAUUAAUGGCUUUAACCUGUUCAUUGUAAAAAGUGCCUUGGACUUCAAUCUAAAGAGGUCAGUAUAAAUAUGUAUGUGUGUGUGUGACGUGUAUGUAGGCAAAUAUUUACAGAUUUAUACAUACAUAGGUGCACACACAUAUACCCGCACAUUCAUAUAUAAUAUAUACAUACAUAUAUAAAUGCUUCAUAAUAUAUCAUAUUGCUAUUCACAGCUCCAUUUCUUUUGUCUGGUCCUAUGUUUAUUUGUUUAGUGAGACCUUUACAUAGAGAGGUUCUAUUCGGAACAUUGAUGUAUUUUUUGUUUGUUUUUUACUUUUUAUUAAAAAGGUAAAGGAUAUUAAAAAAAAAAAAAAAAGUCAAGUGCCUGAAGGUUUUGAAUGGAGUUACGGUAAACUUUCUCAGGUCACCAAAGAGGAAACAUUUUUCCUUUGGAAAACAUUUUUCUGUUUCAGUGACUUUGUUUUCCCUUGGUGGUAAUGCAUAAAUAAGAGUGGUUAAAGUGAUUUUGUAAGUUUUAUUUCAAUCCAUUUCUGUGGUUCCCAUAAGGCAAUAGCUAAAAAUUUGUUCAGUCUAGUGCCCAGUUUUCUCCACACAUCAGCAUCAGAAGGGCCCGGUCUUCACAUGCUCUGUGUGGUUUUGUUCGCGUUGUUACUGUGUUCCUUACUAAGGAAAGGCAAAUGAAAUUGCAGGGGCUGGAGCUUAGACCAGCUCCAAAUAUGGCUUCCUUUUGGUAACACACACAGAAGGUGGACUAGUGGGAAGUCUCUCUCCCUGAAGCAGGUGGGAACCUGUGUCUUAGAAGGCAGAGGAGUCCCAGUGAACUCUCCACAGCUCCAUGGGCCCUGCCUGUCUACAGUUAUACAACUGCCUGUAUGAGUCAGCCUUUCUCUACCUUAGCCAAAGGUCUUCUCUUUCUGUGGUGUGACAGCUUGUAAUGAACCAACUUGCUCUGGUUAGAAGUCCCUAGAGCUCCAGGAAGAGUCGCCAGGUUUCCAUUGCUGUGCUCAAAGCUCAAGGACACAUUAUACUUCUUUAAACCAACUAAAUCUCUCUAGCUCCCUGCCCCCAUGGUGACACUUUCAUAAUAGGCAGGGCCAAGUCAGAGAGGUCAUGCCCUGUAUACAGUGUCAAUCAGAAGAGACACUGCAAAAUGUCAGAGGUGACCAGAAAGACAACAGAUCUCUCCAGCUGUCCUCACAGCUGCAGGCACAUUUGUGGAAUUGUGAGUAGGAAGGCUUGGCAGCCAGGGGAUGGGAAAUGAAUUUCCCCAAGUUGAAAACCCUGUACCCUUACUUUCCUUCCCAUAAAUUUUUCUGUAGUUCUAGGUAAAUAAUAAUAAUAAUAAAAAUGCAAAUUAGGUGCUUUAGAAGGAGUAUGUAAUAUCUGGGACUUUUUCUAAGUUGGUAGACCUAAAAAAUGUUUUCAAAAAUAUAUCUAGCUGCAUUUCUACUGCUGUCAUUCCUUAAAGCUCUUCCUCCAAAAACUCCAUAUGAAUGAAUACAUUUACCAACUCAGUGAUUACUAAAUAAUAGUACUUUAUACUUAUACACAGUAAUACCUUUCAUCUAAGGAUCUCAAAUGCCAAUAUAUUAGUCAUCACCCUGUAAGGUGGAUGACAUAUUAUUCCCAUUAUUCCAAUGGGAAAAUUGGGCCAUAGAAAACUGAGGAGCAAAUGACUCAUCUACAGGAAUUAAAUGGAAAAAACAGGCUAGGAUUUCUCAGCACACUUUAGGAGUGAAUGAAAACUUACAGGCUUCAGUUCUACUGCUGGCCACCAUUGGAUUUGUAAGAUCCAGGAUGUGUAUUGACCACAUGUGUCCAGACCCAGGCUUAGGGCAUCUGGAAUGAGAGUGGUGGGCUGGUGUGUGGGUCUGAGGAUCUGGAUGGGAGACUGCAUUUUCUUCUCUGUGCAAAAUAUGGAAGUGUGACCUUGAAGGUGGGCUUAGUCUAUGGCCUUCCCCACUCCUGCUUGAACUGAAGCUGGAGAGAAUGGGCAUUUUUAAAUGUUACGGCAUAUGCUAAUAUAAUAUUAUGGCAUUAAAUAAAAACAAGAAGAGAACUGACUAAAACCAAAAAACCAAAAA